GUGAGAGUCAGAAUGUGGUCGCAUUGAGUUAAUACCUUUUCAGCAUUUCCCAUUUUUUUUGUGCUCGUAGAAAACUGUGAGCCAUCGGAGUUGACUAGUCAAUUGUCGUGGUUUUUUGUCAAUAUGGAAGUUUACAAGGUUCUUGAAAGAAAAUAGAUGAGAACACCAAAGUAUGCAAGAAAUGGCUGACCCUCUAUUUCAGCAUUGGUUUCAUGGGCGCAUAAGCCGUAUAGAAGCUGAAGAGCUUCUGGCACGAAAUGGAAAAAGCAAUGGGUUAUUUCUGUUGCGUGAAAGCACUGCAUCAGCAGGAAGCUACGCUCUUUCCAUGUGUCAUAAUGGCAAGAUUAUUCAUUAUCACAUUCAGCGACAUGCUGAUGGUAUGGUGGCUAUCGAAGAUGGAAAGAAAUUCCCGGGACCAGUUGAACUUGUGUAUCAUCAUCAACAUGCUCUUGAUGGACUGUUGACAAAGCUUGCCGACCCUUGUAAUCGUCUUCCUGGGGUACCACCUAGAACAUUUUCUGGUACCAAUCAAGAGCACAUAAAGGAUGCAGCUGUUGCAGCAAUGACAUCUAUGGGCCUACAGGAUGGAGAUGAAAGCACAGCAACUCUAAUGAGAGCCAAGCUGGAGAGUGCUAUAGGCUCUGUUCUGCACAAGAAUCAAGUCUGGUUUCACACAGGAAUUUCACGUGAAGAAGCUGAAAGGAGGCUUAACGUGUUAGGUUGUCAGAAUGGAAUGUUCCUUAUACGUGAAAAAGACCCUGGCUUUGUACUUGGUCUCUGCCAUGAAGGCUCUGUGGUUCACUAUUUGUUUGAUGUCGACCAUAAUCAAAGGUUGUCAAUCAAAUCUGGUCCUAAGUUUGACAACCUGAUGUUGGCUGUUGACCAUUAUACCCAGAGAGAGGAUGGCCUCCUAUGUAAGCUGCGAGACCCAUGUAAUGUUGAAUUGUUUGAAGGAAAGCUGAGAAGGACAUCUGUUGGAACUCGCCCUCGCAGUGUUGUUGAUCAAGAUUUAAGAACUGCUGCUACAAAUAGACCACCAAGUAGGUCAUUUAAUGAGACCAAUCCAUUUGCCUCAAACCCAUUCCUGCAAGGGGCCGCCACUGCCAGUGUUCCAGACAUACUACAUGGAGUUCCCAGUUCUCCACCAAGAAAUCCACCUCCACCAAUUCCUGGUUUUUCUUCUACAGCUUCAAACAGAAUGUCAGGCCCCCCACGCCUACCUCCAAGACCCAUCCCACACUCACCUGUCAGUCCAGGGAGGGGUCCGCCCCCACUGCCAAGCCCAACUCCUGCGACUGCUGGCGCCACGGGUGGACAUUCAGCAACAGGUGCAAGUGCUUCCAGGGGUGCAACAUUCGAGUCCAUUUAUGACAGCGUCAAAAUGAAGAAAAGCUCUUUUUACUUCAAUCAGUUCAAAGAUGUUCAAACCCGAAAACUGAGGAGUGAAAAUUUGAAACUGGAACAAGAACUGGGUCAUGGCAACUUUGGUUCUGUUCUCAAGGGAGAAUACACCAAGGGGAAUGGGGAAAAGAUUCCAGUAGCUGUCAAGAAACUUAAAUCUGAAGAAAUGAAUAAUCCAAAGUCUGAAAUUUUCCAUGAAGCUGAAGUUAUGAUGAAGUUGGACCAUCCCAAUAUCGUCAGGAUAAUAGGAAUUUGCCAAGAUCCCGUUGUGAUGUUAGUUAUGGAACUUGCUCCAGAAGGGCCUCUCCACAAAUACCUCAAGAAACACAAGUCUCUACCAAUGUUCAAGAUUUUUAUCAUUAUGUUGCAAGUUGCCGAGGGAAUGCAGUAUCUUGAAAACAUGCAGUUUGUACACAGGGAUCUUGCCGCCAGAAAUAUCUUAGUUGUAAAUGAGGACUUUGUCAAAAUCAGUGACUUUGGAAUGUCACGUGCCAUGGGGGCUGGAAGUGACUACUAUAAGGCUGGCAAGGCAGGAAAGUGGCCUCUAAAGUGGUACGCUCCCGAGUGUAUUUACUACCGGAAGUUUAGCAGCAAGAGUGACGUGUGGAGUUACGGUGUCACGUUAUGGGAAGCCACGUCAUAUGGCAAGAAACCUUAUGAGGGUCUCAACGGACAGUUAAUUCUGGAGAAAAUUGAGGAAAAUUACAGACUGGAAUGUCCUCCGAAUGUACCGUCCGUCAUCUACAAAGUGAUGAGGAGUUGUUGGCAAUACAGGUAAACAAAAAACAAUUAGAACAGGUUAGGGCCGACGUGCGCUCGCCUGUAUGAUAUUUUCGAGCCUUUGUUUUAUAUCAUUUUACAUUUUAAAUAUAUUUGAUAUCUUUUAAGCUUUGUUAUCUUACUAAGUUCGUAUGUUUCAUUUACUUAUUUAUUUACUAGUGUCCCCAGUUAGGUUUUUUCAGCUAAAUGCUAUUGACACUUGACAUUCAUUCUUUCAGUCAUUCACAUAAGACUAUGAUCAAGACAUCUAGAUUGAUGUACAGUGUAAAUGUAGUUUCAAGCUGGAACAUUCUCAGCCCUACUCGACUACCCUUUGGCAAGAAAGCGUUUUUUUCGUUUCUUUCCUCUUAUUUAUUUUUGUUUUGGUCCUCUUUCUCCCUAUCGAACAUACUGUGAGUCUUUGAAUCAAAUAUUGCUACAAAAACCUAAGCUGAAUUCCCACUUUUUUAGUCGUAACUUCGCGCUAGAUGCCAGUGUUAUUUCGAGCACAGACUGCGGGAGAGGGCGAACGAGAGAGCUAACGAGCGAGCGAACGGACAGACGGACCAACCUCGUUCCCAGGCUCUCUCUUCUCUGCCUUCCUUGGUCGUUGGAAGAAAGCCCCUGGUUGCGGCUGGACACGUGACCACCAAGAAUCUGGGCGGUAAAAGUGUCUGCUGGGCGGGAGGGGUGGUAGAGGGUUCUGAUUGUUGCUGUGGCAAGCUUUGUGGGUUUCGAAACCUCGAGCAGUCGCUAAAAACUACCCGCUUUACCGGGGUUUGGUGUGGCAUUUUGCCGAUGAAGAAUGCUACAUUAUUUCUGCCGCCUCCAAAAUAUAGAAGACUUUCGUUCACAAAGAAAUUCGGCAGUCGAAUGGAGCUCAAACUUUUUGCCGGCUAGCACAUGUAAAACAUGUACGGAAUCGAAGUGAAACCAGUGGGUCAGUCUCUUGAAUCUUAAAGUUCGGAAGUAAUUUACUUUCUUCUUUGUGCGGUAUUUUGAUUGUUGAAAAGUAUUUCUGUCACACGGCCGAUUAGCCGAGUAUUCUGACUUUUGAUUUACAGCAAUGUAAAAUGACUUAGCUUAAGCUUAUAUUUCAUUAUAUUUGCAUCAGGUUUAUGUAAGUGUAUAUUUAGACAGAUGUUUAAACACGGUUGCUUGGCAUAGUCAAGAAUUAUAUUUUGCAAAAUGGUAAAUAAAACACCGCUUUAUGUGGUGAACAAUGUGCCGCGAGGUUUAUUCAGGCAACAUAAAACAGCGAAACAGUUUUACGUCUAAGUAGUCCGGCUGGAAUUGAAAUCAGAGUGAUACUUCAAUACGCUGGCUAUAUUUGAUUGAAUCGUCAAAGAAGAAGUUACCCUA
Orbicella faveolata is the source of this 3522-nucleotide messenger RNA. Its product is annotated as tyrosine-protein kinase SYK-like. The record is from RefSeq and is a predicted model, not a curated record. Lineage: Eukaryota; Metazoa; Cnidaria; Anthozoa; Scleractinia; Merulinidae. Gene Ontology annotation, biological process: protein phosphorylation. Gene Ontology annotation, molecular function: protein tyrosine kinase activity; ATP binding.